AGUAGCAAUACGUUCGGACACGGGACCAGCUGUUUACACCUCGAUAGAAAGUGAAUCAAAGGAAACAUGAGUUCGAGUAGGCCUUUUCACGAUGAUCUCGAUUUUCCCUUUUGUGAUGAUGUUAUUAAGUAUGAAAAACUUGCCAAGAUCGGCCAGGGAACUUUUGGAGAGGUAUUCAAAGCAAGGGACAGAAGAACUGGAAAGGUAGUAGCACUCAAGAAAAUACUUAUGGAAAAUGAAAAAGAAGGGUUUCCCAUCACAGCACUACGAGAAAUUAGAAUCUUAAAACUUCUUAAGCAUGACAAUGUUGUAAAUUUGCAAGAGAUAUGUCGAACUAAAGGUCCCCCUCCUCCUGGUCUUCAAAAGCCAGCUAAACCUACACCACACAUGUCAAGUCUCUCCACAUUCUUCUUGGUGUUUGAGUUUUGUGAACAUGAUCUAGCGGGCUUGUUGUCAAAUGUGAACGUCAAAUUUAACAUGGGGGAGAUCAAGAAGGCACUGGAUUUGUUAGACAAACUUUUAACACUAGACCCAGCCAAAAGAAUAGAUUCCUCAACAGCACUUGACCAUGAUUUCUUCUGGACUGAUCCCAUGCCCUGUGACUUGUCCAAGAUGUUGUCACAACACACACAGAGUAUGUUUGAGUAUUUAGCUCCAGCCAGGCGGCCAGGUGCCUCCAAUAGACCUAUGCUUCAACCUCGCCCACAGGAUAAUGUAUCAUCAUACCAAGAAAGAGUGUAUUAAAUAUAUAAUGAAUAUAACCUUGUAUGUUAACAUAGUUUCUAUUUUUUUGUGGAUCCUGUGAGCUGUACAGCUGAAGUUAGUUGAUUGCAUCAAAACCUCUGUAUGAAAUGACAUUUCUGAUGGGGGGCUGGCUCUGUCAUUCAGAUAUUGCAUCAGACAGAAAUGUGAAGAUAAGUAAUAUACUCCACAUUUUUUUUUUUUUUUUGCUGCUCUACUUUUUUUCUGAAAUUAAUGUCAUUUUUAUUUUUAUUUUUAUUUUUUCUAGAUUUCAAGUGCAUCAUGGUAUGACUUCCAGUGCAUUACCUUAUCUAUGAUUUUUUUCUUUCUUUUGUUUUGGACAUGUAAGGGAAAUGCUUACAGUGGAUGGAAUGUUCUGAAAACUUCAUUUGAAGGCUAAAGAGAACAAAUUCUGGUUCACGACAAUGAUAUUGGGGCACAGUGUACAAGAAAAAGACAUUUUGCAUUGUUGCUUGUGAUUGGAUAAGCAAUUUCUAUUGAGAUUAUUUUUAGAUUUAUUUGCAGUGAAAUUAAUAUUAUGUAAUUGAUUAGUGUAAAGGUACUUACUUAGUU
Messenger RNA from Penaeus vannamei (Pacific white shrimp), 1314 nucleotides. The record is from RefSeq and is a predicted model, not a curated record. NCBI's taxonomy places the organism in Eukaryota, Metazoa, Arthropoda, Malacostraca, Decapoda, Penaeidae.